GGUCCUUACUGUGACAGUGUGGGCCGAAUCCAACCACGUGUUCACAAAUUCCACAGAAAUCAGAAUCAUAUCUUAUUGUAGUAUACUAUAUAUAUUUGACAAAAUAUAAAUAAAGUUUAAACUCACAGUAUCUAAAUUUUGAAUUCGUUUUAGUUACCGGAUAGCUUCACAUACAUUCAUAUGUAAAGCAUCAAAUAUCAUAGUUGAUGGUCAUUUAGCGAGAGGUAAAGAAAAUGAAGAUGGAAAGUGCACUUCCAUUUGUAGCAAUGGUAAUUCAGCAGUUAGCACAGGUUGGAUUAAUGGUAGCAUCUAAAGCUGUUACCUCAGCUGGGCUUACUACCUUCACCUUUACAUUCUACUCAAGUGCCCUUUCAACUCUCAUUCUUAUUCCACUUUCCUUCUUGGUCCACAGAUCAGCUCUUCCACCUCUUUGGCCCACUUUUCUCCAUGGAUUUUUCUUGCUUGGCCUAAUGGGUUUCUUGAUGCAAGUGCUUACAUUGCAAGGACUUGUAUAUUCCUCUCCAUUGCUUUCCUCAGCAAUACUCCAACUAAUUCCAGGUUUCACCUUCAUUCUUGCCGUUAUUCUCAGGAUGGAAACCUUUGCGUACAAGAGUUUGAGCACAGUGGCUAAAACUAUUGGUACCUUGGUAUCAAUAAUAGGUGCACUUGUUGCAACUCUAUAUAAAGGUCCUGAUGUUUUUCAAAGACCAUUGAAUUCAAUAUUAGCAACUCCUCAUUCGCUCAACCAAUCUUUUGCUUGGGUCAUUGGAGGGUUGCUUACAAUGAUUAGCUCUCUAAUUGCUUCCGUAUUUAUCAUUUCACAGGCAUUUGUCCUUAGGAAGUACCCAGCAGAGCUUAUUGUAAUGCUAUUUUAUAGCUGUGGUGUUACAGUUCUAUGUGUUUCUUUCUCUUUAGCUACUGAAAGAGACUUGAGUUCCUGGAUCAUAAACUCUCGGAGCGCAAUACUGGCUCUCAUGUACUCGGCCGUGUUUGGAAAUGUAUUCCAAGUGAGUAUAAACUCAUGGUGUGUGAAGAAAAGAGGACCACUCUUUGUUGUCAUGUUUCAUCCACUUGGUGUUGUGUUUGCAAUGGCUGCCAGCUUAUUCAUGGGUGAAACUAUCCAUGUUGGAAGUUUGGUGGGGUCAGCCAUAAUUGUACUUGGAUUUUACUCGGUGGUAUGGGGAAAAGCUAAAGAAUGGAAAAUGGAAGAGAAGAGGUUGUCACCAAACGGCAACAAUAUGCCACUAUUACAAGACACCGCUGAUGAUCCUGAGGUUAAUCUUUGAAGGCUCACACUUUGCUAGUGGGCCUAACGGAAGAUUUGUGCACUUUCUUCCCUAUUUUGUGCAGGUCUUUAAUUUUUGUCCCUAAAUGCAAAUAACUUUUCGGGGGAAGAAGUUUAUAUUUUUGCAUCAUAAUAUCCCGACAAAUCAUGUCCCUCGCUCUUAAAAAACUUAUACCCCGCUAGGCAUAAGUUCAAUUUUGAAGGACAAAACUAAAGACCAGCCCAUUUGAAGGGAAACCGUGCAAUUUGUUUGGUUUGGUUUGAUUCCAUCAUGGGCCGCUACACUACAAAGAUUGCAUCUGUAUGGAGUCCAAAAAAGAUCUAUUAUAUGGAUUUCAUUCGA
This is a messenger RNA of Lycium ferocissimum, 1628 nucleotides long. RefSeq names its product WAT1-related protein At5g40240-like. The transcript is spliced from 7 exons. Bases 234 to 1286 code for a protein of 350 amino acids. Gene Ontology annotation, cellular component: plasma membrane. Lineage: Eukaryota; Viridiplantae; Streptophyta; Magnoliopsida; Solanales; Solanaceae. The record is from RefSeq and is a predicted model, not a curated record. Gene Ontology annotation, molecular function: transmembrane transporter activity.